Messenger RNA from Pogona vitticeps (central bearded dragon), 2162 nucleotides. Its product is annotated as beta-soluble NSF attachment protein. Lineage: Eukaryota; Metazoa; Chordata; Lepidosauria; Squamata; Agamidae. Gene Ontology annotation, molecular function: soluble NSF attachment protein activity; syntaxin binding. Gene Ontology annotation, biological process: SNARE complex disassembly; intracellular protein transport; synaptic transmission, glutamatergic. Gene Ontology annotation, cellular component: synaptobrevin 2-SNAP-25-syntaxin-1a complex; terminal bouton; vacuolar membrane. The record is from RefSeq and is a predicted model, not a curated record.
CAGUGCUCAGACGACGACGUUACGUUUGGGGACUACAGUGCUCAGCAUCCCCUAGCCAGCAAGGGGAAAUGUUUGGAGGGCACGUUACACACUAAAAUUUACGAACGCGGGCCACCUAGGGAAAGACUCCCGGGAAGGGAGCCCGCGUCGGACCCGGGUGGGCUUCUUCGGCGGCCUUUCGUCAGAAGACCAACCCACAAAAGUCUCCACGAAAGAGGCGCAGGCAGGGAGGGCGGCCUCCGGAGGCGGAGCGGGAGGACCGGGAGGGAGGGCAGCCUCGUCGGACCCCCGCCUUCUCGCCACCGCCUCAGCCUCCCUGACACGGCUGCUGCUGCCGCCGUCGCCGCCUUUCUCCUUCGCCGCGAUGGAUGCCGCCGCCGCGGGCGAGAAGGAGCGGGAGGCCGCGCAGCUCUUGGCCGAGGCCGAGAAGAGAGUCAAGUCCUCUCACUCCUUCCUCCGCGGUCUCUUCGGAGGGAAUACAAAGAUAGAAGAAGCCUGUGAAAUGUAUACCAGAGCUGCAAAUAUGUUCAAGAUAGCCAAAAACUGGAGUGCUGCAGGAAAUGCAUUUUGUCAGGCUGCCAAGCUCCACAUGCAACUGCAGAGUAAACAUGAUUCAGCAACCUGUUUCGUGGAUGCAGGAAAUGCUUAUAAAAAGGCAGAUCCACAAGAGGCUAUCAACUGCUUAAAUGCUGCCAUCGAUAUUUACACAGACAUGGGCCGAUUUACUAUUGCUGCCAAGCAUCACAUUACUAUUGCAGAGAUUUAUGAGUCUGAGCUAGUAGACAUUGAGAAGGCUAUUGCCCAUUAUGAACAAGCAGCAGAUUAUUACAAAGGAGAAGAAUCUAACAGUUCUGCUAACAAAUGUCUGCUGAAAGUAGCUGGAUAUGCUGCUCAAUUAGAGCAAUAUCCCAAGGCAAUUGAAAUGUUUGAACAGGUUGGAACAAGCACUAUGGACAACCCGUUGCUCAAGCACAGUGCAAAGGACUAUUUCUUUAAAGCCGCACUGUGUCACUUUAUAGUUGAUGAGUUGAAUGCUAAGCUGGCUCUUGAGAAAUAUGAAGAAAUGUUCCCAGCCUUUUCAGAUUCAAGAGAAUGUAAACUAUUGAAAAAAUUACUGGAGGCUCAUGAGGAACAGAACUGUGAAGCAUACACAGAGGCAGUUAAAGAGUUUGAUUCAAUAUCCCGCUUGGAUCAGUGGCUUACAACUAUGUUACUCCGCAUUAAAAAAUCCAUUCAAGAAGACAAUGAUGGAGACCUGAAGUGAACCAUUGGUGCAGUUUGUGGUGUAGUGACUUGUCUAUUGAAAUACACUGUGUUGUGGCCAAGGACCGUUGUGGGAUAUUUGAUACAUGCUUCUAGCUUAACUGACUGGUGUCUUGUUUAGCUCUGUUGUGGCUCUUUCAGUGUAAUUGCAGACGUGAAUUUAUCUAUUUUUAAAAUCUCUUGUUUCCCUUUUUAAAUUAUUUCCCUAAAUUCAAGCUAUCGCCUGAGUCUAUGCAUGUUUACUUAAAAGUAGGAUCCAUGGUGUUCAGGGAGGCUCUCUUCCCGGUAACUGUGCAUAGGAUUGGAGCCUGAGCGUGUUUUCUUGGAAAUACGUCCCACUGUGUUCAGAUGCACUUACACGCUAGUAAGUAUGCUGAGACUUAGUCUAGUCAGCUGAUGUGAAGUGCCAGCCACCUUGUAAUGAUAAUGCGAGUAUCCCCACCUCCUACCCUGGAUGUGGCAGUUUUGAUGGACAUCUAAAAUGUAGUUGGAUCUUUUAAAAAUACUUAUCACAUGAGUGUGAACAUAGGAGAGCACAGCUUUUCUCCAUGCAUGUUAGGAUGUCAGGCAGCAGACUCAGGACCUGCAUGUUCUGUUUUAUUAGAACCUCAAAAUCUGCCAACUGGACCAUGUGCAAAAGACAAAUCCUUAGCGGUAAAUGAUUCUUUCCCAGUUUUUUUUUAAAUCAGGACUGAACUCCACUCACAGUCUUCUUCCACACAAAACUCCAUUCUGUUUACCACAAGCUUUUAUGUUCAGCGGUAUGAUUGAUGGUGGUGGGAGCACUGGAGAACAUUUUUUUUAUUGUGAAUCAGAAAUGCUUGCAGGUCCACCACAAGUUUCCUAAGAGAUCUUCCAGAAGAUUGAGCUUCCUUCAGUCCAUCCCUUCUCUAGGAUAU